AUGGCGAGGCCAUCUCUGCCUCCAGAUAUGGUGCUUGCCUACAAGCAGUACAAGCAAGAUACCGAGAUCGUGGCGGGGUGGCUGGCAGAGAAGUCCGCCAUAGUAGGCUACAAGCCAGACACCGACUCUGCCUCCCAUGAAAAACGGACGAAGCUUAACACAAAAACUCACCGACCUGCUCGAGGUGCCGCCGAAAAUGCUCGCCGGUCUAAAGCAUCCAAGUCCAUCUACAUCCUCAAGACUGCCGAGUUGGUCGCGAUGGCCAAAUUCAUCGUCAAAGCACGGCCAAAGGUCACCCUCGGUCGAGCCAUACAAACAAUAUGGGAACGCACUAUUCGAGUCAGAAGAGAAUUUUCUCGCUGGUUUAAAAGCAAAGCUGCCAGCUGUGUUGUUGUCGACGAAAAGCACACUCACUUCGCUUCGCUUCUCGAACUUGCUCUCGAAACGCUCAAACCCUGCUACGAGACAGUGCAAAAAAAACCAAGACCUGCCCUCCAAAAGAAAGACCCCAACACAGCAACACCCCUCCGCCCCGUCACCAACAUCUUCCAUCAUCUUGAAGUCGAGGACAUACUUUCCGAAGAAGAGCAGGAUCAAGGAGACACAACAGUUGUCACAGGUCCUAGCACCAAGCCUGAGGGUCCUCGUGCUCGCAUUGACUUCGAUGACAAAGAGGCUGAGUCCGAAUUCCUGUUCGCCAUCUGGUCGUUCAUGCGAGAAGUCUUCGCCGUGCGAAUCUACGUUGCCUCUACCUGGCAACUGUAUGCUAGCGGCAACGUCGAACUGAUGCAGGCUGCCAGUGUCACCAACCUAGCAGUUGAUCUGGUACGCAGAGCUGAAGCUGAUUUUGAGGCCAGCCUGCAGCGCCCGCCGGCAUAUCCCGCCUCAAAAUAUCCCACCGGCUAUUUACCCUUGCUCAUCUUCAAACUUCAUAUGCCGCCCCCGGAUCGAUGCACAGUACCUUGUGACCCGGAUCUGCCCAUGGUGGUUAUCAUCUGCGGUUGCGCGAUUUGUGAUGUCCUCCUCUACAUACCCUGGGCCAUGGCCAGAUCGUACAUUCAGAUGCUCAAAGAGGAGCCACCAACAUUUCCGAGCUCCAACAAUGAUUUCCGCGUUCAAGUGCCGCCUUUUCCACCUUGCAGUAUUCGGGGCUCACAAUUCUACCACGCCCAAAACCCAAGCCAGAAAGCACAAGAGGAAUUGUCAGAGAUCUUGCCCAACUUCUCCCUGCUCUCGCUCAUGCUCCGAGGAAAGUUCAUCGAGGAUGAGAUUUUGCACGCCGCCAGACAUAUCCUUGAAAACCGCAACGCCCCGAUUUGGGUCAGCUUGGCCCUGCAAAUUCAGCUUGACAUUCAGAGAGUGGACGAAGUCAAGGCUGUCAGGGCAUUCCGGGAUCUGAAGCAGGCUUACGAAGUGAUCAAAUUUCGAGCUGAGGAGCACCACAAGUGGCGCAGGUCGCUCGGGUAUGAGAUAUGGGAGAACUCAUGGCACAACCAUGUUCAGACAGUGGUCGAUGAGUUCGGAGAAUGGAUCAAAGGCAAGAAUUGCGGGAAGUCAGAUGGCGAAGAGGUUUUGCAGUGGGUUGGCGCUGGAUUCAACGUGAAACAUGCUGUUAGAGCGAGUGGCAGGGUCCCCCUGCUGGAAUACUUCCCCGUCACCUGUGGCACGAUGAAAACCGAACUCCAACUGGAAUGGCACACUUUGGGGCUGAAGCUCGUCAACUGCACUGCCCAUGUCCCGAUGCUCUGUCACCUUUACAAUGCUCUGCGUAUAGUUGACCCAAAGGCGCCUGUCUGGCCGGACAUGGAGCUACUCAUCCGCAACCAGAGCCCGAGGAAAAUCUUCACGGGUGGUCGCCCUAAGACGCUCGUUCAAGCGCGAAAUAGGUUUCUCCUCAGCAUUGGAAUGUCGGCGACAAGCCUAGCCAAAGACUCUCGCGGAAUGCGACUCAAGAAGGACAACCCUGGGUUACGACAAUAUGAACAAGCUCCGAUUGCUCAGAACCUUUUCUAUCGUUGGAUGGGUCAAGAGACGCGGAAGAUCGACGAGGCUGCGUACCAGCUGCAGAAGCUACUUUUUAGCCGCAAAUAUCAACAAGACCUUGAGCGCAGUCUCUAUGUGAACAUCACACCUCCAGCACACAACUCUACUCACAGAACGGUUAUAUCACUGCAGACUAAGAUGGUCCGGACUCUGGCGAGGCUGUCUGACGGCUUCACAGCCGAAAUGCCAGCGUUAAUGUUUGACUUCUUCUCGAUGGAGCGACGAUGCGUUACCACCUUUGUACAUCUUGCAGAAAGUUUCCGAAAGAUGAAUGAAGGCAGUCAGUCCUCUACCAGCCCGGACCAGACAACAGCUGUCAGUCCUGUUAGAGUGACACUGCAAAUUUUUGGUGCUUCGGUGGAUUCUGAGAUUGUGGCCCGCCGUGUGGGUUCCAAAAAUAGGGCCGAGAACAGAGCUCGAGGACCGGUGGUGGCGAAGCAGAUGAAAUCAAUGUUGUCGGCGGUUCAGGACGAAGAUAGCCAGGCUUACUUGAGUCAGGCUUUGACACUCAUCCGGAAUGGACGGAUAGGCGAGGUGUUUGGAGAACACAUCGACCUUUCUGAAAACGCGCCUGCAGCGGAGAUUUUCAGACCUGUCCGUUCAGUUGUUGAGAUGCUUUUAAGCCAGGAGAAAGGAAAAGUCGAACUUGGAAAAUUGCGGAGGCUGGUUGGAACGAAGGACUAUGGGAUCUUUCUCUUUCGCCAUUCGAGCCUCAAGGCGUUGUAUGGUCCCGGGAAAGACAGAAGCUGGAAGGACUUUGUGGUUGCAGAGAGUGUCAUCGAGGAGGCAAGGUUGCGCAAGGCUGACAACCCAGUCUUGUACUUGGCUGCGAUGGUCUUUCUCCAGCAGAAGAAAGUCAUGUGCGGUGCAGGUGAAGAUUCUCAUGAGAAGAGCGGCCUUCGAUCGUACAGUGUCAAGGACAUCGAACAGGAAGUCCGAGAAGAAUGGUUCAACGGUGGUCCAUGCCACUGGGAGGAUGUCGCUCAGACAGAUAAAGAAGACUGGGAAAAAUUCGAAGGGAUUUACGGUAAGGAAGGCCGACUCGCUUCCCAGCGAAAGAAAAAGUGA
Molecule: messenger RNA, 3111 nt
Organism: Cladophialophora psammophila CBS 110553
Lineage: Eukaryota; Fungi; Ascomycota; Eurotiomycetes; Chaetothyriales; Herpotrichiellaceae
Exons: 1
Coding region: 1-3111 (1036 amino acids)
Source: RefSeq, a predicted model, not a curated record